This is a messenger RNA of Lathyrus sativus (Indian pea), 2679 nucleotides long. Lineage: Eukaryota; Viridiplantae; Streptophyta; Magnoliopsida; Fabales; Fabaceae. The record is from the annotation of a GenBank genome assembly.
AUGACCGAUUUCCACCACCACCAGCACCGCCCACACCGUAUCUCCGUCCCUCCUCGCACCACCGCCACUUAUGACGCUAACCCUAAUUCCCCUUUCCCAUAUUCAUCACCAACCCUAACCCCAGGCCUCACUCCUUCCAAAUCCAAACACCGCUCAUCAUUCUCCUUCAAUUCCAAACCAAAUUCAAAAUCCAAUUCUAAAUCCAUUUCCUUCAUCUUCCUCCUCCUCUUGUCCCUUCGCUCUCUCUACUCCCUUUUCCCUUUCCUCCGUUCCUAUUCCCCUUCAUUUUCUCUCUUCCCUUUUUCCUUCCUCGUUUCCCUUCUUUCCUUUUUCCUCACCCUCUCUUUCUCCCUCUUUUCAUCUUCCAGAGCCACUUUCCAUAAACCCAAACAACCAUCACUCUUCAAUUUUUCCACAUCAAUUACAAACUCUCAGCAGAGGAUUCUUAUAUCAAAAUCGAUUCUUUUAGCUUUGGUUUUUCUCCUACGGUUUUCGGCUCUGCGAUAUUGCAGCACUGCCGCGAUGAUAAUUGCAGAGUUUAUGGGAACUGUGACGGCUCGGCGGUUCCAGAGAAAUCGGAGAAACGGUUGGGUUGAAAUUCGCGGGUUUGUGUUGUUGUUUUCGGGAUUGUUUAUGUUGUCUUUUGGAUGGGAUAGAGCUGAGUGUUUUCCUUUGAGUAGAAUUGGGGUUGAUAAUUGUGUUAGGGUUUGGCAAUUGUUGCUUCCAUUUUUGUCUGGGUUUUUAGCUUGUUAUGAGCCGUGUGUUUCGGUUGAUAGUUAUGGGAGUUUUAAGCAAUUGGAUCGUAAACGGGUUCGGUUGGUGACAUUGUUUUUCACUACAGUUGUGCUUUUUGUUCCUGCUGUGAUUAGUUAUUUUGUUUAUGAAGCUGGCGAGGAUAGUGUUUCUUUUGGGAAUUUGGCUUGGCCUUUGGCGAAUACGGUUGUUUUCGGCGUUCUUUUGAGUGAGAAUUGUUAUAGUGGUGAUGAUUUGAUGAGUUUCAAAGAUUCGAAAAGAGAGUUUUUGGUGAUGUUUACGUGUACUUUGAUAUUGGAGCUUUUUUACUAUCCUGAUAUAUCGCUUUGGGGUUUGUUGAUUUGUGGUUUGUUGCUCUAUGUGGCUGUUAGAGAUUUAGAUUCUUUUAAUUCCGAUGAUAUUGUGUUCGGAGAUGACUCUUCGCAGUUUUUAACUGAGAUGGUUAUGAAGCCUAUUAGACAUAUCUUGAGCGAGAGGAAGUCGAGGAAAAUUGCACUUUUUCUUUUGAUAAAUGCCGGGUAUAUGGUUGUGGAGUUUGUUGCAGGGUUUAUGAGUAAUAGUCUUGGGCUGAUAUCGGAUGCGUGUCACAUGUUGUUUGAUUGUGCUGCUUUGGCAAUUGGGUUGUAUGCUUCGUAUAUAUCUCGUUUGCCUGCGAAUAACCACUAUAACUAUGGCAGAGGAAGAUUUGAGGUUCUGUCGGGUUACACUAAUGCUGUUUUUCUGGUUCUUGUUGGAGCAUUGAUAGUUGUGGAGUCGUUUGAGAGGAUUUUGGAUCCUCAAGAGAUUACGACUAAUAGUUUGUUGGUUGUUUCUGUAGGGGGACUUGUAGUUAAUGUUAUUGGGUUGGUAUUCUUUCACGAGGAGCAUCAUCAUGCUCAUGGAAUGUCUGGAUCAUGCUCACAUUCGCAUCCACAUUCGCAUUCGGAGUUACAUAACCACGACCCGCAUCAUCAUCAUCAUGAAAGCAACCGAGAAAUCAUUUCGGUUUCCAGUAGUUGCCAAGAUAAUUCAUGCUCCGGUGAUCUUGGACAUCACAAUCACUCUAGUCAUGAGAGGAAAGUCGAGUUUCAUACAGAUAGUCACCGCAUUCAGAGCAUCAAGCAUCACAACGAUGACCACCAUGAUCAUAAUAGCCAUGCCGACCAUCAUGACCAUAAUCACCAUGCUCAUAUCCAGAAGCAUGAUCACCAUGAUCAUAAUCACCAUGCCGACCAUCAUGACCAUGAUCAUAAUCACCAUGCCGACCAUCAUGACCAUGAUCAUAAUCACCAUGCUGACCAUCAUGACCAUGAUCAUAAUCACCAUACUGGCCACCUUGACCAUAAUCAUAAUCACCAUACUGGCCACCUUGACCAUAAUCACCAUGCAAGCCACCAUAACCACAGUGAGUGUCAUGAUCAUAAUCACCAUGACCAUCAGCACCAUCAUGAUGCUGACCACCAUAGUCAUGAUAUGCUGGUUCGCCAAAAGCAAAGUCAUCGCCACAUCGAUCACAAUAUGGAAGGGAUAUUCUUACAUGUUCUUGCAGACACAUUGGGGAGUGUCGGUGUUGUCAUAUCUACACUUUUAAUUAAGUACAAAGGUUGGCUUGCUGCUGAUCCAGUCUGCUCAAUUUUCAUUUCGGUUUUAAUUGUGUCCUCUGUGAUACCAUUACUCAGAAACUCGGCCGAAGUUUUGCUCCAAAGAGUUCCUAGGGCACAUGAGCACGAUCUGAAAGAUUCCUUAGCCAGUGUUUUGAAGAUAAAGGGUGUUUAUGGCAUUCAAAAGUUCCAUUCAUGGAGCUUCACCAACACAGAUGUAGUAGGAACACUGCAUCUACACGUGUCAACCGAUACCGACAAAAUAUCAGUGAAGUCUCAGGUUUCGCAUCUAUUACACAAUGCUGGAAUAAAAGAUUUAACCUUGCAAGUAGAAUGUGUUGGAUAG